AUGACGAACGAAGAAAAUAUUACUACCGAAUUAAAUGGUGGCAAUGGGGAAAAUGGUAAAAACAUAUUUGAGUCUAAUAUUAUAAAUACGUUCAGAGAUUUAAAUGAUUAUAGUAAAUAUUUUCCUAAAAAAAUAAAGGAUAAUGUGAUUAAAGAAAAAUAUGAAAUACUAAAAGAAAUUAAAAAAUUAGCAACAUUAAAAAAGAACACUUCUUAUAAUAUUACAUCAAUAAUUAAAUGGUUUAAUGCAUACGAAAUAAUUAAUACAGAAAAACAUAAAUCUUUUCAUUUUUAUAUUUUUAUGAUUAAAUAUUUAUGGAACUCAUUUCAGAAUAAACAUGUCAGUCCUAAUUUAAAAACAUAUAUUUGUCAAGUUAUUUCUAAUAUUUUAAAAAAUAUAAAAAAAUAUAUUUUAUAUAAUUUUUUUUUUGAUUAUGAUCAAAAAUUAUUGCAAAAAGACAAUGGUGAAAAUUGCAAGCAGUGUGAAGAAGAUAUAGAAAACAAGAGUGAUGUUACAGAUAAUAGUUAUAUUGAAAUAAGUGGCGAAUAUUUUAAAGAAUAUGAAACUGUUAUUGAAGAAAGUGAUAUAGAAAGUAGUAUAAAUGAAGGUAAUAUGCAAUCACUAAGUGAUUUAUAUUAUGUUACAGAUAAUGGAAUUUAUGAAAAAAAUGAAGAAGUUGACUCUUUUCUAAACAAUCAAAUAAUAAUUAAUGGAAUGGAUGAAUCCUUUCGUUUCUACAUUCAAAAAAGAAUAUUUGAUAUAAUAGAUUAUAAUUAUUUGUUUGGUUUGUUGUAUGAUUAUUUGAUUGGCGAUGUAAAAAGUAGUGAUGGUAGUAACCAGUGUAGUCACAAUGUGUAUAAAAAUUAUAUUGGUUCUGUAUUAAGUAUCCUUAUUAAUUUAAAAAACUUUUGUUAUUACAAUAAAGAUGUACAUAAUUUAUUAUUAAAUUUUUCUUUUAAUAAUUUGUAUCCCACAAAAUAUGAAGAAUAUAAAAGUAUGAUAGACACACAGCGUUUGGACAAUACGCAAAAAGAAUAUGAAAAUGAACCUAUGGAAUUGUUGGUAAAUAAAAAAAUGGAUGAAAAUGUGAACAAGGAGUGUAAGAAAUUUGCACAUGAUAAAAAAAAAAAUUCUGAAAUGGAAAUAAAAGAAACCAAAAGUACGAACAAUAAUAACAAUAACGAAGGAUUAAAAUUCAAUAUAGAUGUAUGUCAAUAUAAUGUCGAAGAUUUAGAAAUAUGCAUACGAUAUAAUACCAUAUUUUUAAAUAUCAUGAUAUUAAGUCAAUUGUCUUCUGAUGAUUUAUGUUAUAAAUUAAUCAAAGAUAAAAAACUUUUAUAUUUAUAUAAAAAAGUGAAAAAAUUUAAUUGGCAUAGUAUAAAUUUUUCAUUUGUUAAGAUAAUAUAUAGAGGAUUAAAAUAUUCAUAUUUAUACAACAUCGAUGUAGAAAAUGAAAUACGAGAAAUAUUUAACAUAUUGUUAUUUUUAUUUUUGUUUUAUAUAAAACUACCAAGUAAUAUACAGAUAAAUGCUUGUAAAUAUCAUAUUCCCGAUGAAUAUUCACUGUUAAUUAAUUAUGAUGAUAGUGUAAUCAAAUUAAUUUCAAAAAUAUUUGUUUAUUUACUUAAUAAAAAAUAUGUAGCACCAGAACGAAAAGAUAAAAAUGGUGAAAAAACGGAAAAAAUUCAAUCCGAACUCAUUGACAUUUUUUUAGAUCAUUUAAACGACAAUAAUUUUUCUGUUAAUGGUCCAGAGGGAUUAUAUUAUAAUGAUGAUAUUGGAGCAAUGUGCAUUUUAAAAAAUGUGGAUAUAUACGAUUUUAUAAAUGUUAUUAAUUCUUUGUUUAUCCCACACAUUCAUCCAUCGAAUGUAGGAAAGCAUGUAGGAAAUAUAAGCAUAUUUAUUAAUCAUUUUUUAUAUAGUUUUAUAAGAAAGUUGAAAAGGGAAAAUUUAUAUUUAAAAAAAAUUAACAGUAGUUAUAAUAAUGAUAUGAACAAGAAUAUAAAUUCUUCAUUGCCUAAUAAUUGGGAUAAAAAAAAAGAAUGUAUUUUUAAUUAUAUAAAUAAUUAUUUCAUAACAGAAGAGGAUAAAAAUUUUGUGGUUGAAAAAUUUACCGAAUUAGCAAUACAAGGUAUGUUUCCUAAAAGUAUUAAAGGGACAAGUUUAUUUGAAAAUAUAUUAAAGCAUUUAUGUACAAUUGAUGUAAAUUGUUUAGAUGCAUUUAUAAAAAAAAUAUUAGAAGGCUUAAUAAAUGUUAAUAUAUCUACGCAAAUCUGUAAUUGUUUGUUUUGCCUAUGCUUAUUAUUACCAUUAUUAAUUAAAUACAAGUCAAAGUAUUUAAAGGACAUAUUAUAUGUUAUGAAUAUGGGUAUAGACAUUUGCGACAUAUAUAAAAGCUUUACGAUAUUUUCAUUUCUAAGUAUUUUAUUUUCAUAUAUUCCUAUUAUAAAAAUAAAUCGGGAUAUAAAUGAAGAUGACUAUAAAUAUGUUAUAGCAGAGUAUAAAAAGUUUGAAAAUGAAAACGUAGGUAUUGAUCAUUUUAAUGGCAAUAAUGAUGAUAACAAUUUAUUGUUCGGAUUGGAAAAUAUUAUUAUGAACCAUUCGAAAAAAUAUUUAACUGAUCAAGAAAUAAAAUUACUAAUAAAAGAAAGAAAAGAAUUUGUUGAUUAUUUAUGUUAUUGGGUUUAUGAAUUUUUUGAUAAAAUAUUAUAUUUUAUAAAAUAUACACAAAAUGAACAACCGAAAGGCAAUAAAAAACAAAAUAGUGAAAGUAAAGAAGAAAAACUAGAAAAUGAUUUACAUAGUGGAUUAAAGACUACUAUAAUUUCUUUAUUUAUUCGUUUAGAUCAUGAUAUUUCUUAUGAAUUAUGUCUUCAAUUUUUGAAUAACAUCGAUCAAGAAAAUUCCAAAGCUUUAUCUAUGAUUCCUUAUGCAAUAGGUAUGAUCAAAAAUAGGAAAAUUUUCGAUACAGUUUUUAAUGCAUUUUAUAAAAUGGUAAUUACAAAAAAGCAAAAGAAAGUAACUAGUGUAUCGGAUUGUGCUGAUAAUGAAAAAACGAAAAAUAUGAAAGAAGGAAAAUGCGAUCAUAAUAUUACCAUUGUCUAUUCUAGGAAUGAAUAUUCAAAUGAUGACACAGUCAAGUGUUAUCUACAUUUUUUAGCAAAUUUUAUUCGAAGAGCAAAUAAAGGUUUUGUAAAUGAGGAAGAAAUUUAUAAACUAAUUGAAAUAUAUAUUUUAGAAAAAAACAACUCAGUAUUUAAAUAUGUAUGUAAAAUUAUAUACAGAUUUUUAGAGUAUAAAUUUAAUUUUACCGUUAAAAAUUAUUCCAAUUUUGAAAUUAAUGAAAUAAUGGAUGAACGAGAUAAAAUUGCAAGUCUUGCUUCGUGGUGUGUUCCAUGGCAUAAGCAUGUUUUUAUGGGAAAACAAAAUAACGAGAACAAUACGACAACUACAAAGCUAGCUGAAGAUAUAGCAUAUAACAAUUUAUCUUUAAAGGAAAAAGACAAACAAGAUAUUGAAUCAUUGAUAAAAUGGAAUAUACCAUCAAUUGAAGAUAUCAAAGCGGGAAAAAAAUUAAUAUUUUUAAUUUUAGAUUAUAUAAUCGAUUUAUUAUUACAGUAUAAUAUUCCUAUUAAUACGCCUAACCUUGUUAAAUAUAUAGAAGAAAGAAAUUUAAAAAAUAAUAAAUUCGAAUGGAAAUUUACAUUAGAUUAUUUAAAUAUUAUAUCACGAAUAUAUAAAUUAAUUAAAGCAAUUAUUAAAGCAGUAAGCACUUUAUAUCCAGAUGAAAGAUACAAUUAUGAUAAAUUAUUAACAAAAUGUCAUAUUAUUGAUACAAAACUUUUCUUAUAUAUAUAUAUAUACAUAUCAGAAAUUAUUAUAAUAUUAUCUGUUCAUGUAUUAAAAUUACCUGAACAAGUACUAGAAAUUUCGUCUUAUGUCAAUUAUAGUAGUAAUAAAGAAGGAAGUAAAAGUUGUAUAAAAAGCGACGUUAAUAACUGCAAUAAGAAUGAUGGAAAUAAAAAAUCAAUUGAUAUUGAAGAGAAAGAGAAUAAGAUCAAAUUACGAGAAAUUUUUUUUUCAAAUGUAAUAAAUAACAGAGAAAAAGACAUAAAAGCAGACGCAAAAAUGCAAAGAAAACUUAUUAAGAUUAUACAUUUUAUAUUAUUAAAGACAAAUGAUGGUGAUAAUGCAAAUUCAUAUAAUGAAUAUAUAAAUAGUGUUUUAUCAUUUACAUAUAAUAUAUAUCCAUUUAGUUUUAAUUAUGAUAUAAUUAAAAGCCAAUAUGUUAAUAAUAUAUUUUAUUUAUUUAAUGAAAGAUUAAAACAAAGGAAAAAAAAUUAUUCCUUCACUGGAUUUCGGGAACAAUUAUGUAAUAUUUUAUUUUUUAUAAAUCUAUCAAUAUAUUCUCAAGUUAGAACAUAUGCUCAAAAUACUAUUAAAACAAUUUUACCCACAUUUAAAAUUAUUAAAGUACCAUUUUUAAAUAUAUGCUAUUUUUAUUUGAAAAAUUAUGUUAUUUUAUAUACUAACAUUAAAGGAACACAAAAAGAGACAUGCGAUCAGAACAACGAUUUAAACGAAAAGGAUAGUAUUAUUGAAAUUGUACAAAUUAACAGUGGUGAAAUUGAUAAUGUGCCAAAUAAAGAUGAAUGUAAUGCUAAUAUAAAUAAAUUACAAACCUUAAAAAGCUUCAACGAUUUAAAUAAUUCUGAUUAUUUUGAAAAUAAAUGCAUUAGUUGCUUUAAUUCCAUCAUAAUAACUAUAAGUAAUAACUCAGGAUUGAUUAAGAAGAUUAGUGCAGAUAUGAGUUUACUAAAAAAAUAUAUAAAAGUUAUUAUUAAUAUAUUAAGGUUAGAAAUUGAAAAAGAAGAUAUAAAAUUAAAAUGUAUGAAAUUUAUUUACUCAAUCAUUAAUAAUAGAUUUAUAAAAGAAGAGGGCAUAAUUCAAAAAAGAAAAAAAAAUUCUACCACGAGCUCUAGCACUAUUACCAAGCACAAAUCGAAAGAUCAACUAUUUUUGUUUCUGAAAAAACAAAUUGAGCAUGAAAACAAUAAUGUAUAUACAGACAUUGUCAUACUUUCCUUCUUUAUUUGCUUUAAUGAUUUUGCGAUAAAAAAUUAUCUGCAAUUUUAUUUUAAUUAUCUGCUUGAAAAUCUGUCCAUAAAAAAAAACGUCAAUGUUUAUAAUCUUGCCUUUUUGGGAUUUGUAAAGUUGCUAAGAAGUGUUACUCUUCUUAUUAACGCAGGUAUGUCUAUCCAAAGCGUUACCAAUCCAGUUAACGAGAAUGAAAUAGAUUUAGCAACAAACCAAAACGAAUUUGUAUUCCCUGAGUUUAUUAACUCGACAUUCAAAAGCGAAAAUAUUUAUCACAAUUUUGUCGAAAUCUGCAUAUAUAAGAAUUUAAAAAGCAAAAAAAAAAACAAUAGUAUAAAUUCAAUUAUUAUAAAUUUGUCCAAAGUUCAAAAAUCUUUUAAAGGGUUUGCUCAAAUUAAUGAAUCACACUUAAAGGAUUUUUAUUCGUAUUAUAUAUUUUUCAAGUUUUUAGUAAAAUUACAAAAUAGUUACAACGGUAUAAUUGAAAAUGACACAAGUGAAAUAAAUAGUACGGAUAAUAUUACUACUUCCUCUAAAGUAUCAAACUGUGAUGAUAGUAUUAAUUAUAUUGGUAAAAUAAUCCCUAUUUUAAAAAAACUUCAGAUGGACGAGCAUGUAGAUAAUGAAUAUAAAUCCACAUUAAUUUCUCUAAUAUGCCCUUUAUUAUUAGCUUUACGAAAAUUCAAAAAUGAAAAGGAAAGAUGCAAAAUAAUUACAGACUUGGUAGCGUUAAUGGAAAGUGAAAUAAGUAUUGUGAAUAUGGAAGUAUUUAAUUUUUGGUUAUAUUAUUUUCAUUUAUUAUUUAUAAAUAUAAAAAAAAAAUAUAUAAAUAUAUAUGAAAAAUUAUUUGAUUUUUGCUUAAAUUUUCACUUUAAAGAUGCUUCGAGUUUAGUCGUAAAAAAAAAAACGCAGCUUCUAAAUAUUAUGAUAACAUAUAGUAUACAUAAAAAUAAUCAUUUAAUAGAUAAACAUAUAAUAAAUUAUUUAAAAUUGAUAAAUAAUGAUAAUAUGACAACAAGACAGAUAAUAGGAGACUUAUUAACAUGCAUUUUAUAUGUGUUAUAUGAUAAUAAAUAUUAUAAUCAUUUAAAAAAUAUAUAUUAUAAUAUAUUAUUAUAUUUAUAUAAUUUAUCAAAUAAUGUUGUUAACUAUUUGCAAACUGAACAAGAUAUACAUAAAAAAUCUACACAUAUAUAUACAUUAGAAACUUUGGCAUAUUUAACAAUAAAUUUAUUUACAAAUAAAUGUAUGUAUGUUAUUAAUAAUAUAAGUAUCCAAUUUUUAAAAAUGUUCAUUUUGUCUUCUUAUCUCAUUGAUAAUUUUAUAAACGGAUUGGCAAAUAAAGCAAUUAACUGCCUUUUGUGUCCAUCAUUGUAUUUAUUUAGACCUAUUAAAUCAGACCUUUGUAACAUGAAUAAAAUAAAAUGUGGUAACAGCAUUUUGGAAAAUGAACAAAAUAAUUACUUUAACUGGGAAAUUUUAUUCAAAAUGAAUGAAAAUGAGGAUAAAAAAGAAGAGGAUUUUAAUAAACUAUUAGAAGCGAAAAAAGAAAAUUUUGAUAAAUAUAUGGCAGAAGAAACCAACACACUAUUGGUAAAUAGUUUAGUUUUUUUAAUUAAUAAAAAAGAUUGGAAAGUUCGAAAUUCAACACUACAAUUUUGUUUCUAUUUUUACUCGUAUUAUUGCAUAUAUUAUUAUAACAAAAAAGAAAAUGCAAUUUUAUUAAAUAUUUUUAUAUCAAUGUUAAAUGAUAAUUAUGUUGAAAUUCAGAAUAUAUCACGUCAAAUAUUAUCCUCAGUGCUUUGUUAUUAUGAUAACAAAACAUUAGAAAAAUUUUCACAUUUUUUUUUAAAUAUAACAAAAGAGCAUCAAAAAAAAAGUAUUCAAAAUCCUUCACAUGAUAACAAUAUAGGUAAAAAUAUUACAAAAAUUAUAGACAAAAAAAAAAACAUAGCUAUAUAUGCACUUAUCAGUAUCGUCAAUUCAUUUCCAAAUUUUGUUCCAAAUUGGCUUCCAAAUAUUUUAAUCACUGUAGCAAGAAUGUCAAACACAACUACCCAUAUUAUAAAAAAAGAAAUUGAAAAAUGUAUUCAAAAUUUCUUGAGGACACAUAAGGAUGAAUGGGAAUAUAAAUACAAAACGAUUUUCACAGAGGAUCAACUUAAUAUUCUUGAUAUGUACAGAGGAGGCUUGAAUUAUUUCACAUGA
Messenger RNA from Plasmodium berghei ANKA, 7305 nucleotides. RefSeq names its product proteasome activator complex subunit 4, putative. The transcript has a single exon. Gene Ontology annotation, biological process: proteasomal ubiquitin-independent protein catabolic process. Gene Ontology annotation, molecular function: proteasome binding; peptidase activator activity. Lineage: Eukaryota; Apicomplexa; Aconoidasida; Haemosporida; Plasmodiidae. Gene Ontology annotation, cellular component: nucleus; cytosol. The record is from RefSeq and is a predicted model, not a curated record. Bases 1 to 7305 code for a protein of 2434 amino acids.